AUGUUGACGACGAAAACCUUUUUAAGGAAGACCAAACGCGGCAAUAUUCUGAAGAUUGUCCGGGAACACUACCUUCGAGAUGACAUCUGGUGUGGCUCGUCGCUGUGCAAAAAUUGUUCUUUGAAAGAAAAAGAUAAGGUUCUUGAUAAGGAAGUCAUCAGCAACGUGAGCAGUGUGUUCUCAUUUCCCCAUUACUUGGUGCUGGACACCAAUGUUGUUUUGCAUCAGAUUGAUGUUUUAGAAGAGGAUGUUUUAGAAAAUGUUAUCAUCCUUCAAACAGUCCUUGAGGAAGUGAAACAUCGUAGCUCUCCAGUCUACCGUCGCCUAAAAGAUAUAAUAGAAAACCCAAAUAGAAAAUUCUAUAUUUUUGUUAAUGAACAUCAUAAAGAUACAUAUGUCGAAAGAAAGCCAGGAGAGACAGCCAAUGACAGGAAUGAUCGAGCUAUUCGAGUUGCUACCUCUUGGUAUGCGACUCAUCUAUCUGGAAGUCAACCGAAGGCUAAAAAUAAACAUGUUAGUAUGGUAUUGCUUACUGAUGAUGCAGACAACUGUCAAAAAGCCAAAGCAGAGGGUCUCAUAGCUUCCACAGUUUAUGAUUAUGUAAAAUCAUUGCAAGAUGCCCCUACCUUGUUGGACAAACUGUCAAAAAAGGAUGGUGUAUUUGAGGGGGGUUCAAAAGAACCCCUAUUUCCUCUUCAUCUAUCUCCCAAAGAAAUCCAGGAUGGACUUAAAGCAGGGAAACUUCAUCAGGGAACAUUCCUUGCCUCUAGAGAGAACUUUUUGGAAGGGUCAGUAAAUGUUGAAGGUUUUGAAAAGUUUAUCCUUGUCCAAGGUCAUGCUGGCUUGAACAGGGCAGUGGAUGGGGACACUGUGGCACUGGAGCUCCUGCCUGAGAGUGACUGGGUUGCUCCUAGUGACAUUGUGCUCGAAGAUUCUGAGGAUGACCCAGGUGAUAUAUUGGAUGAGGAAGUUAAGAUGGAGAAGGAAAAAGCUAAAGCAAAGAAAGUGGAAAGGGAACCUACAGGUCGGGUUGUUGGAAUAAUCAGACGUAAAUGGAGACAGUACUGUGGAAUCCUUUUACCGAGCCAAGAUAAAAAUAGUGUUCGACACUUAUUUGUACCAGCAGAAAGGAAAAUCCCCAAAAUUCGUAUUGAAACAAGACAGGCAGAAAAAUUGAAGAGCCAACGUAUAAUUGUUGCUAUUGAUGCUUGGCCACGAACAUCAAGAUAUCCUUUGGGUCAUUUUGUCAGAGCUCUUGGUAAUGUUGGCGAUAAGGAUACUGAAAAUGAAGUGCUCUUGCUGGAACAUGAUGUUCCUCAUAGCAAAUUCUCCGACCAAGUACUCAGCUUCCUGCCCAAAUUGCCUUGGAUCAUCACAGAGGAGGAUUAUGCAAAGCGUGUGGACCUCAGGGGUCUGACCAUUUGCUCUGUUGACCCGGUUGGCUGUACUGAUAUUGAUGACGCACUGCACUGCAGAGAGCUGGAAAAUGGCAAUUAUGAGGUUGGUGUGCACAUUGCUGACGUUUCCCACUUCAUUCGACCCGGCAAUGCGCUUGACAAAGAAGCUGCCUUACGAGCAACAACCGUCUAUCUGGUGGACAAAAGGAUUGACAUGGUUCCUGAGCUACUUAGUUCAAAUUUGUGUUCCCUGAGAGGCAAUGUGGAACGUUUUGCAUUUUCAUGCAUUUGGGAAAUAACGAAGAAUGCAGAGAUUGUCAAUACAAAAUUUCACAAGAGUGUUAUUUGCUCUAAAGCUGCUCUAACUUAUGGUGAGGCUCAGGCAAAGAUUGAUGACAAAAACCUGAAUGAUGAUGUUGCUAAAUCUCUAAGAGGUUUGAACUCGCUGGCAAAAAUCUUGAAGAAGAGAAGGAUAGAAAAUGGAGCGCUUGUCUUGGCCUCACCAGAAAUCCGAUUCCAAGUGGAUAGUGAGACUCAUGAUCCCAUUGAAGUAGUUGCCAAGAAAAUGUUAGAAACCAAUUCUAUGGUUGAAGAAUUCAUGUUGUUAGCCAAUAUUUCAGUAGCGGAAAAGAUUUUCCAAGAAUUUCCUGAUUGUGCUAUGUUGAGAAGACAUCCCCAGCCACCACCUUCUAAUUUUGAUCCCCUUAUCAAAGCAGGCAAUCUCCAGGGCUUUGAGAUAAAUGUGGAAUCUGGAAAGCAGCUUGCAGAAUCUCUGGACUUGGCAUUAAAACCAGAGAAUCCAUACUUCAAUACUAUGCUGAGAAUCAUGGCCACACGCUGCAUGAUGCAAGCUGUGUAUUUUGCUAGUGGUAUGUUGCAAAAAGAAGAAUUUGCCCAUUAUGGACUGGCCUGUCCUAUUUACACACAUUUCACUUCUCCUAUUCGAAGAUAUGCUGAUAUCAUCGUCCAUCGAUUGCUGGCUGCCUGCAUAGGAGCUGAUUCAACCUAUGCUGACCUUCUAGAUAAACGUAAAAGCCAUUCCCUUUGUCACAAUUUAAAUUACCGCAACCGGAUGGCUCAAUAUGCUGGUAGAGCCUCUGUAAACCUUCAUACUCAUCUUUUCUUCAGAAAUCGAGUUCAAGAUGAGCAAGGAUAUGUCUUGUAUGUUCGUAAGAAUGCACUCCAAGUUCUCAUUCCCAAAUAUGGCUUAGAGGGAACAUUAUAUUUGGCACCGCCAAAGGGGCAGGUGGCUAAAGUAAAUUUUACAUACAAUGAAGAGGAACAAAGCCAAAGCUAUGGAUCCAUUAAGUUCCGUGUAUUUGAUCCAGUGACAGUGCAACUGAGUUUAGACCGAACAAAUGUUCAACAUGAGAAAUUAAUGCUGCUACUUGUAAAGCCGGAGAUUCCAGAUUUUAGUGUUCCCUCUCAGGCUGCGGCUGAUGAAGCUAUGGAUGUUGAUCAAGUUAAGGAUACUGCAGCUCCUUCACAACCUCCCUCAAAACGUCAGAGAAAAUCUAAGUAAAUGUUUUCCAAUUUAUUAUCAUGUAAGGAUUGUAUAAAUUUUAUCCAAAACAAGUAAAGUUACUUAAAUUAACGUUUUUUACCACAG
Molecule: messenger RNA, 3006 nt
Organism: Thrips palmi
Lineage: Eukaryota; Metazoa; Arthropoda; Insecta; Thysanoptera; Thripidae
Gene: Dis3
Product: exosome complex exonuclease RRP44
Exons: 18
Coding region: 1-2919 (972 amino acids)
Biological process (GO): rRNA catabolic process
Cellular component (GO): cytoplasmic exosome (RNase complex); nuclear exosome (RNase complex)
Molecular function (GO): 3'-5'-RNA exonuclease activity; endonuclease activity; RNA binding
Source: RefSeq, a predicted model, not a curated record